Molecule: messenger RNA, 2179 nt
Organism: Phlebotomus papatasi
Lineage: Eukaryota; Metazoa; Arthropoda; Insecta; Diptera; Psychodidae
Gene: Pi4KIIalpha
Product: phosphatidylinositol 4-kinase type 2-alpha
Exons: 5
Coding region: 230-1744 (504 amino acids)
Biological process (GO): Golgi organization; endosome organization; phosphatidylinositol phosphate biosynthetic process
Cellular component (GO): endosome; trans-Golgi network; lysosomal membrane
Molecular function (GO): 1-phosphatidylinositol 4-kinase activity
Source: RefSeq, a predicted model, not a curated record
GAAUUACGCAUUUGACUUGCAAUUAUUUGGUUAGGUAAAAAUUUCAGGGUAGUCGUCUGGGGAGAAGGUGGAGGAUUAUUGAGGGAAUUGAGUUUAUUUGUCGUGUCUGUGGUAGGGAAAAGUGUCUAAAAAAGUGUUUGAUAAAGUGGGAAAAGCGUCUUUAAACUCAUGGUGUAUGCUUUGUGAGUGCCCAUAAGCCUGUGAUAAAUGUGUUCUAGCUCACACCCUCAUGACUACGGAGGCACCCCUGCUGCAGCUGGAUUUGGACGAGAAAACACCAGUGAUCCCCACGAGCAUCUCAACCCACCCACAGACGCAGCCCAAAGACGCCAAGGAGCAUCAGGAAUCCAAAGGCAGAAGCACGAGGAGGUGCACCGAUGACAAGAACAGUGUAAUCUCCCUCUCCAGUUCAUCCACUGCGGGCGCUGACGAGGACGAAGAGGAGGACAUCUGUCUGGUGCCUGAAGUUAAUUUUGAGGGCAUAAAUCUGGAUCCGGCUGGAGUGGACAAUCGGGAGUCGCAGCCCUUACUUGGAGGGCGCGACUGUCCGGACGCUGCUGUCAAUAACUUUCCAGAUGAUCCACAAUUCAGUGAGCUGGUGAAUCAAGCAGAGAUUGCAAUUGAGCAUGGAAUCUAUCCAGAUCGAAUUUACCAAGGAAGCAGUGGAUCCUACUUUGUGAAGAAUCCAUCAGGGAAAAUCAUUGGAGUGUUCAAGCCGAAAGAUGAGGAACCGUACGGUCGUUUGAAUCCCAAGUGGACCAAGUGGAUGCACAAGCUCUGCUGUCCCUGUUGCUUUGGACGUGCCUGUUUGAUUCCCAACCAGGGAUAUCUCUCUGAAGCGGGUGCUAGUUUGGUGGACCAAAAACUCAAGUUGAACGUUGUGCCGAAGACAAGGGUAGUGCGCCUUGUCUCCGAAACCUUCAACUACAUGAGGCUUGAUAGGCAAAAAGCACGAAUCAAAAAGACCAUCAAGGAGCGCUACCCUUCAGCUAGAUUUAAUCGUAUGAGUCUGCCACCCAAAGUAGGCUCCUUCCAGCUCUUCGUGGAUGGCUACAAGGAUGCUGAUCAUUGGCUGAGACGCUUCGAGCAGGAACCCUUGCCAUCGAAGCUCAACACUACAUUUCAGCUGCAAUUUGAACGCCUCGUUGUGCUGGACUAUAUAAUCCGGAAUACGGAUCGUGGAAAUGACAAUUGGCUGAUUAAGUACGAUCAGCCUACGAUUGUCAACAAUGGUACGGUUACGAAUGAAAGUGUGCCUGGGAACAGCAAACAGGAUUUGAAUGAGCACACAGAUUGGAAUGUGGUGCAGUUGCCUGAAAUCCGGAUAGCGGCUAUUGAUAAUGGGCUGGCGUUUCCCUUUAAGCAUCCGGACUCAUGGCGUGCAUAUCCCUAUCAUUGGGCUUGGCUGCAGCAGGCUAAGAUUCCAUUUAGUCAGGAAAUCAAGGAUCUGGUGUUGCCACUUCUAUCUGAUUUCAACUUCGUCGAAGAACUCUGCAAUGAUCUAUUCCAGCUCUUCAAGCAAGAUAAAGGAUUUGAUAAGGGGCUCUUUGAACGUCAAAUGUCUGUGAUGCGUGGUCAAAUAUUGAAUUUAACACAAGCCCUCAAAGAUGGAAAGAGUCCACUGCAGUUAGUUCAAAUGCCAGCAGUUAUUGUUGAAAGAUCAAAAGCCAAUCCGGGAUCAUCAAGAUUCUUUUCAUUUCAGCAACGCUUCCAGAACAAAAGUCCCUUCUUUUCCUGGUGUUAAUUUUGCUGAUAUAUAUACCUUGUAGAUGUGGACUGGGAGAUUUUAUGUCUUUGUGAGAUUGGGCGAAAAAACAUUCAAUAAUUGAAAUAUAGGAGUUAUACCAUAUUAGAUGCAGAGAUCAACAAAGAAUUUCUAUAUUUCUCCACCAGUUAAGUUUCUAUUUGUGAGAACCAUUUGGUGAAAAAAAAGAUUGAGAACAAAAUUUAACUUCUUUUUUGUACAUUUAACUAGAUUUUUUUUUGUAUUCAUAUGGAAUUGAGAACGAGAGAAAAUAUAUCCACAUGAUUAGUCAGAGGUGGUUUGUUUGCCUCCUUACCAGAAAUUUUUGCCAGAAACGAAGAAAGAACAUUCGAAAAUCAAAUAGAAUAGAAAGAAAACAGUUUCAAGAGCGAAAAUUAGGGCUAUUUAUUGAAAAAAUAUAAUCUAUAAAAUAAA